UGUUUUUUGGGUAAAUGAGUAUCUCGUUUUAUCGUUGCAGAGUGCAAAGAUGCGUAUUUGUACCCCUCAGUUCGAAUUCGAUCAGAAUCAGAACCAGCCCACAAUCUUAAAUAGAACAGGAAUUACUUGUAGGACCGUCCUCGUAUGGAAUAAACUGGUGACUUUAUCAUACUUUAGGUUUGAGUAGUUGGUUUGCAUCCUGAAUUUCCUCUUCUCGUGAACAAAAGUAGCAUUGAAAUUGAAACAAGAAGCAAAUCCUUGGAUCGUUAAGGCUAACUUUGAAGCAUCAAGCAUGAGAACAAUCUCUACAAAUGAAAAUUGAGGUGUUUUGUCAGUGCAUGAUUUCUACUUCAGAUGGAAGAAACUUCUCUGGCCAAUAAUGGAACACCUCUUGGUCAAGGCAUUGAGAUUCCACAAGACACAGAUGGUGAGAGAACUGAGUUUGAUGGUCAAAAUGGCGUUCCUCAAGAAAGGAAGGAAUUUGUUGCACCGGCUGUGGGAAUGGAGUUUGAAUCGUACGACGAUGCGUACAACUAUUACAUUUGUUAUGCGAAGGAAGUGGGUUUUUGUGUUAGGGUGAAAAAUUCAUGGUUCAAAAGAAACAGUAGAGAAAAGUAUGGUGCUGUACUUUGUUGCAGCAGCCAGGGUUUCAAAAGAAUCAAAGAUGUAAACCGAAUACGGAAGGAAACAAGAACUGGUUGCCCAGCGAUGAUUAGGAUGAGGUUAGUGGACUCUAAAAGGUGGAGGAUACUUGAAGUUACCCUUGAACACAACCAUGUGUUAGGUGCAAAAAAUCACAAGUCAAUUAAGAAGAUGGGAAUUGGAACCAAGAGAAAGUUGCAAACGAGUUCCGAUGCAGAAGUAAGGACAAUUAAGUUGUACCGGGCCCUUGUGAUUGAUGGAGGAGGCAAUGAGAACUCAAAUUCUAACGUGAGAGAAAUUAGGGACUUUUCUGAUCAUUAUCCCAACCAGCUGAACUUGAAAAAGUGUGACAUACAGGCCAUUUACAACUACCUUUGUCGUAUGCAAUUGACUAAUCCGAAUUUCUUUUAUUUGAUGGAUUUUAGUGAUGAAGGGCAGGUGAAAAACAUGUUUUGGGCAGAUGCUAGGUCUAGGGCUGCAGGUGGUUACUUUGGCGAUGUCAUUUUUUUCGAUAAUACGUAUUUGACAAACAGAUAUGAGAUUCCGCUUGUGGCAUUUGUUGGCAUAAAUCACCAUGGUCAGUCAAUGUUGCUAGGUUGUGGCUUGGUUUCAGGUGAGACUACAGAAUCCUAUGUUUGGCUAUUAAAAGCAUGGAGUACUUGUAUGUCAGGACUCUUUCCGCAGACUAUCAUCACAGAUAGAUGCAAGUUUUUGCAAAGUGCGAUUGCAGAAACGUUUCCAAAUUCCCAUCAUCGCUUUUGUCUAUCACACAUCAUGAGAAAAGUUCCUGAGAAAUUGGGCGGAUUACGCAACUAUGACACCAUUAAAAAGGCAUUGACUAAAGCAGUCUAUGAGGCGUUAAAGCCAUUUGACUUCGAAGCAGCAUGGGGGUUUAUGAUCCAGCACUUUGGAGUUGGCGAUCAUGAGUGGCUUCAAUCUUUGUAUGAAGAUCGAACUAGGUGGGCCCCAGUUUACCUGAAAGAUAUAUUUUUUGCGGGUAUGGCUUCCGUGCGCCCAUGUGAGACCCUCAAUGCGUUUUUUGAUAGGUAUGUCCACAAACAAACUCCUCUGAAAGAAUUUCUCGAUAAGUACGAAUUAGCUUUACAGAAGAAGUACAAGGAAGAAGCUGUUUCGGAUAUGGAGUCAAGAAACUCAACUCUCACUUUGAAAACAAGGUGUUCUUUCGAAAUGCAGCUAUCGAAGGUCUAUACAAGAGAAAUAUUCAAGAAGUUCCAACUUGAGGUAGAGGAAAUGUAUUCUUGUUUUAGUACCACACAAUUACAUAUCGAUGGGCCAAGCGUAAUAUUCUUGGUGAAGGAGCGCGUCUUGGGUGAGGGAAACCGAAGGGAAAUUCGGGAUUAUGAGGUUUUGUACAAUAGAGCGGCAGCAGAAGUUCGAUGCAUUUGCAGUUGCUUUAACUUCAAUGGAUAUCUAUGCCGACAUGCUUUAUGUGUUCUUAACUUCAAUGGUGUGGAAGAGAUCCCUUCUAAGUACAUUCUAUCACGGUGGAAAAAGGAUUACAAGCGGUGGUAUGUACCGGAUCAGGAAUCCAGUAAAGUUGAUGGAACCGACCGAGUUCAGUGGUUUGAUCAAUUGUACAGAAGCGCCUUGCAAGUUGUGGAGGAGGGGGCGAUCUCUCUUGAUCAUUACAAAGUUGCAUUGGAAGCCUUUGAGGAGUCAUUGAAUAGGGUUCAUGAUGUAGAAGAAAAGCCUGAAGAGUAAAGUAUAUGAUAUGAAUCUGCACUAUAGCUUCUGUAACAAGAACUGUUACUGUUUCUUUCUUUAGCACUCCUUGGGGACAGGAGUCUGUGCCAGCAUGCUUGCUGUGCAGCCAAUAUCGGGCCCAUCCGGGUCUUGUUCUUUGAUUUGAACUGUUCAUUUUUUUUGUCUCGUCGAGUAGGCGACCAAUGUAAAAAUUCAAGUUGAUUGGAUGAUGAUAGCUGUGUGACCGAGCUAGAAUGAUUUUGAAAAUGAAUUGUAAGAAAAUGUGUUUCGAUCGCAUGAAUAAAGAUGUCCGAUCAAACUGAAAUUUUGCAUA
This is a messenger RNA of Rhododendron vialii, 2680 nucleotides long. RefSeq names its product protein FAR1-RELATED SEQUENCE 6-like. Gene Ontology annotation, biological process: regulation of DNA-templated transcription. NCBI's taxonomy places the organism in Eukaryota, Viridiplantae, Streptophyta, Magnoliopsida, Ericales, Ericaceae. Gene Ontology annotation, molecular function: zinc ion binding. Bases 355 to 2364 code for a protein of 669 amino acids. The transcript has 3 exons. The record is from RefSeq and is a predicted model, not a curated record.